Durio zibethinus is the source of this 642-nucleotide messenger RNA. Its product is annotated as putative laccase-9. NCBI's taxonomy places the organism in Eukaryota, Viridiplantae, Streptophyta, Magnoliopsida, Malvales, Malvaceae. Gene Ontology annotation, biological process: lignin catabolic process. Gene Ontology annotation, cellular component: apoplast. The record is from RefSeq and is a predicted model, not a curated record. Gene Ontology annotation, molecular function: copper ion binding; hydroquinone:oxygen oxidoreductase activity.
AUGGGUUUACCGAAACAUGGUUUUGUCUCAUGGUUGGUAGGGGUUUUAUUUCUAUGUACCCUGCUCCUUUGCGUGGCAGAUAUCCACUACUAUGAGUUCUUCGUGCGAGAAUCAAACUUCACAAAGCUCUGCAACACAACGACUUUGCUGGUCGUAAAUGACAGUUAUCCUGGGCCUGAGAUUCGGGUUCGCAGAGGUGACACUGUCUACGUUAAUGUCCACAAUCAAGGAAACUAUGCCUUUACCAUUCACUGGCAUGGUGUGAGACAACCUAGAAAUCCAUGGUCCGAUGGCCCUGAGUACGUAACGCAGUGUCCAAUUGAACCUGGAACAAACUUCACUUAUGAAGUUAUAUUAUCUGACGAAAUAGGAACUCUGUGGUGGCAUGCCCACAGUGAUUGGACUCGUGGCUCCGUCCAGGGUGCCUUUGUCAUUUUACCAGCUGAGAACGAAACUUAUCCAUUUCCCACGCCUGAUGCGGAUCAAACAAUCAUACUUCAAUCAUGGUAUAACGAAGACUACAAGCAAAUCAUCGAUCAAGCACUUGCAACCGGUCUCGCUCCACGCCAACCAGAUGCAUACGCUAUCAAUGGACAUUUAGGAGACACAUAUGGAUGCCCCAACGGUGCGUUCUGGCAUUAA